Entelurus aequoreus (snake pipefish) is the source of this 7663-nucleotide messenger RNA. RefSeq names its product KIAA0513 ortholog. Bases 295 to 1560 code for a protein of 421 amino acids. The transcript has 13 exons. The record is from RefSeq and is a predicted model, not a curated record. Lineage: Eukaryota; Metazoa; Chordata; Actinopteri; Syngnathiformes; Syngnathidae.
AUUUUUUUAGAGUAAAUCAACUACGGCACAGCUGAUUGGUUGAAGCACUCAGUGACGUCAUUGGGGUUUUCCUGCGUCAUUGAUAUUUGCGCAUGCGCACUUCGGAUGUCUUCCUACCAGCAGCAGAAACAAGAGGAGCAGCCCCUUUUCCUCCAACAAGACUUCCCACUUAUGUAUGAGUGCAGUCAAGACAAGGGAAACCUCAUGCCGCCUGUUCUGCAGCCACAUGCUUGUUCCUGUGGAGCACUGAAUACCUCCUUCUAAGACUAAGGAGCCAACUUGGAGUCUUUGGCAAUGGACAACCUAAUAGACUUCAACAUGUCAUCUGAGGCUACACCGAGAGACAACCCUUCGAGCCAUUCAGACAUUUUCUCCGCAGAGCCACUGUCCUGCAGGUUGGCUCUGCAACCCUCACUCCCUGAACCCAUGGCCCCCACCAAGUCCAGCUCCCAUCACCAUUACAAAGAUGAGGAUGGAAAUGUGAGCGAUGCAACAGAGUCCGCAGACAGUGAGAAUGACAUGGACCCGCCCUCAACCGUGUGGGAACUAAGACGCUCGUCAUCGUCAUCCUCUCAUAGUGCUGAGGACAAUGAUGCUGAGGCAGUUGAGAGAAGGGAGUUCAUGAAGACGUAUGUGGAGAAAGUGUUUCAUGGAAGGCAGGACUUGGACCAAGAAGAGAAAUCUCGUUUUGGAGAGCUGUGCAGCGGUGAAAAUGGGAAAGGCAGAGAGUGGUUUGCUAAAUUUGUCAGUGCACAGCGCUGCCAAUCUAAAUGUGUGAGUGAAGGUACCUUCUACAGACUGGUGCAGUCUUUUGCUGUCGUAUUGUUUGAAUGUCACCAAAUGGAUGACUACAGCCCAGCCAAAAAUCUAAUGACUAUGUGCUUCACAUACUACUAUAUUGGAAAGUCCCAGCCGUCUCCUGCAGAGCUCUUUGAUCGUGGUGGUCCACCUGCUGGUCAGGACUCGUACCUAAGCAAGGCCAACUCCUGGCUGUCUGAUAAGAAAGAUGCUGCUGAGCGACUCCUCAAAAACUCAUCGAAGACUGACGUCAAAGGCUUUUUUGGAGGCCUUGAAAGCAAGUUGAGAAACUCAGUGACUCCGAAGACCGAGGAUGGUGAAAGUCAAUUUAAGACAAAACCUAAUUUAUCAGUGUCUGAGGUUCCAGAGGAAACCAAAGGAGAAAAGGUGUACUUGUACACCCACCUGAAGCAGCAACCCAUCUGGCACACAUUGCGAUUCUGGAAUGCUGCAUUCUUUGAUGCAGUUCAUUGCGAGAGGAACAAAAGGUCACCAACUACAAGCAGGGGAACGCAAGAUGAAGACAAAGAUAAAAGGGAGAGGUGGUGUCACAUGACCCAGCAGGAAAGGGACGACCGCUCCAAAAUGGAUGAAAACAUUGCUUUUGGCCAGCUGGGGACGUUUACUCACAACAUGGUGGCAUUUGGGCUCAGUGAAAAACUGUGCAAAGAUUUUCUGAAGAAGCAGGCUGUCAUUGGAAACCUGAACAAAGAGCAGUACAAGUUGUUAACUGACCACAUUGAGAAGAUGGCGACAGAGUGAGGGUGAGGACAACGUGUCGAAUUUCAUGGUCUCCAGCCUGAUCAUGAGCCAUCUCAAAUCAAUGUCACGUGACCAAUUGAAAUACAACACACAUCACUGCAGGGGGGUCCUCGUUUGACGAAAUCCUGUGUUAUGAAUUUCCCUGUUUACCAACGCACUUUCUUCAUUAUUAAUACCGUACAAAAAGAAAAAUAACUAGUUCCGGGCGCGUGGUGGAAGAGGAUGUACAAGGAGUAAAUGCAUAGUCGCGCUUGCUACACGGGUUGAGAAAGGAGACUGUCACUUUUGUUCUUUUUGAUUGACCUUUUGACUUCAAUCUCCAGCAUGAGGCAGACCCUUCUUGGGGCAGUGUGUUUAAAAAAAAAAAAAGAAGGCAAUUAUUUUUUUUAGAUAGGAUUAAUCACACUAUUGACUCUUUUUGAUGACUCAUAAUUCAUCACAGGUUUUUACUUGCUUGCAUAAAUUAAAUUAACUUAAAGAAGACCCUAAUAUUUGGACACAGAUGCAAUUUUAUCGUCAGAAUGUCAUGCAGGAAAAUUUUUCAAAUGUUUUGCGUGAAUAUAUGCUCAAACCUUGAUCAAACGUGAUAACAGUUCUAUCUAAAGUCCAGUAGGGUCGAUUUAAAGUGAAAUUUGCCAGUUAGUACACCAGUCGGAGUCGGACGUAUGCAUUGACCUGAUCACUGACCGUAUAACAACACACACCUUUCAGAUAACCAUCCACAGUUAAGGUAAAAUAGCAUCUAAGCUCAAAAUAAAAUGGUGUGAUUAAUUUGCGUAAUUACAUGAUUAAUGCAAGAUUUUUUUUGUGUGAUUAAUCACAAGUUCUUAUUUUUGACAGCCCUAGAAAUCAGACAUGCUUGGUUUAAGUCAGAAAAAUGCCACAACCAUCAUAAAGUAUCUUUGGACACGUGAAAGGAACUUCUAUUAUAAAAUAGUGUAGUGGACUCAUUUUUGAGACUUCCUCAAAUACCCCCGUCUCUCCGUCCAAGUAUGCAAGACAACCACAGGGGAAAAAGUAAGGAGUUGGCCUUGCACUAUUUAAUUCAGUUCUUGUAUAUAAUCUUUUUAUUACAAUGUUUUAAAUGUGCUUCAAUUAUUCUGCCUCGUGUGACUGCCUUAGUCGUAGGACUGGAACUCGUUCGUAGCGUCAGGACCACCUGUACUGUCAACUGUGCCAAAGUUGUAGCAGAGCUCAGUCGUGCUCUGAUACACACAACAUCAAAGUUCAUGUGUAAACUCACUUCUUUGCAAAGUGGAAAAAACGUUUCUGCUGUAAAAAAAAAAAACAUACAACAAAGCUCGCCAUAGACUAGAACAGGGGUCGGCAACCCAAAAUGUUGAAAGAGCCAUAUUGGACCAAAAAUACAAAAACAAAUCUGUCUGGAGCCGCAAAAAAUUAAAAGCCAUAUUACAUGUGUCAUGAGAUAUACAUGUAAUUAAGAGGACUUAAAGGAAACUAAAUUAGCUCAAAUAUAGCUACAAAUGAGGCAUAUGCGAUAUGUACAUAUAGCUAGCCUAAAUAGCAUGUUAGCAUCGAUUAGCUUGCAGUCACGCAGUGACCAAAUAUGUCUGAUUAGCACUCCACACAAGUCAAUAACAUCAACAAAACUCACCUUUGUGCACUCAUGCCCAACGUUAAAAGUGUGGUGGACAAAAUGAGAUAGAAAAAGUGGCAUAAAACACGUCCUAGAAAGUCGGAGAAAGUUAUACAUGGAAACAAACUAUACGGCGAGUUCAAGGACCGCCAAAAUUAGUAGGACAAAACGGCGCUCGCCAAAUACUCGAAUCAGUGAAGCAUGUUUAAUAUAAACAGUGUGAUUUAUAACAAUUAGCGAGGUUUAUGUCAUGUUUGUCCUCCCACAGAAAACAUUCUGAAACAAAAAAAUUGAUUUUUUUCCCCUCAUCUUUUUCCAUUCUUCAUACAUUUUUGAAAAAUCUCCAGAGAGCCACUAGGGCGGCGCUAAAGAGCCGCAUGCGGCUCUAGAGCCGCGGGUUGCCGACCCCCGGACUAGAACCAUGUGCAGUAUGCAGUGAAAUAACGUUUUUACCUGCUCAAGAAAUGACUGAAACUGUACAUCUUCUGUGUACUUUAAAGAGAAGACUGUACGUUUCAUUUUAAGUGGCAUUUAAAAUGGGGAGAGGUUUAGUCUGCAAACCAACUUCAAUGCUCAAGAAUAGAAACAUUUAGAAGAUUGAAACUUGAUUAAUACUAUUCAGUAUCAAUACUGAUGGAGGAAAAUAAGGAUCUCAUUACAGUAUUUACUUGUUGACACGUGACUGUUGGCAACAGCAGGAGAUAAUUGUAUUUGAGAAGAGACUGAUGGCGAAGUGGAGUACAAAACUGUGGAGGACACAUGGGACAAUGCAUUGAAUGCAGAUCCUGCCCUAUUUUAUUUUUAUUCAGAGCGGUACUGAGCAGCCGGUAGAGAUGUAUGCCGUACCACUUUCCAACUUUACACAUUUUUUUAACCUGUGUUAACAAUUCAUUUCGUGGGAUCACAAAUACAUUAGAGCAGGGGUGCCGAAAGUGGGGCCCGUGUGCCAAAUUUGGCCUGUUGAGUCAUUUUGUUUGGCCCACCACAGGAUGGGAACUUAAUUAAAUUUAUCUUUAGGUUAUUUUGUGUUUCACACUUAAAAUUCGAGGUUUUCUGAUCCAAUAUUGAUGUAGGUUAUCUGUGUGAUAUCAGCAAAAGAAACACGUAUCGGAUGAUAUCGGCUUAAGGUAAAAUCGCCAAUAAAAGCGCUUCAAUACAAGCACUCUUGCAGUGCGUUAAGUUGUGUAAACCUGGACAGCCAGUUCACAUCUACAGUAAAUGUCCUCCAAAUAGCACACAAGUUAGGUCUUUUCUUGGUAGUUUAGUCAAGUCAUUUACAAAAAGUAAACAUGAUGGGCUAUACUGUCAGCUACUGGGAGCCAGCCGCUACACAACAGCUAAACACACGAUAGCACACAAGCUAAACAUCCCUAAAACGUGUCCUUAAUUGAACAAUAUUGCACUCUAAAAUACUACAUUUGUCAACAUAAACAAGUAUCAAAUAAUUAUGGUUUACAAUACGUACAAAUACAGGCUCCAAGUGCAUUAAAGUACCAAUGAUUGUCACACACACACUAGGUGUGGCAAAAUUAUUCUCUGCAUUUGACCCAUCACCCUUGAUCACCCCCUGGGAGGUGAGGGGAGGACUGGGCAGCAGCAGUGGCCGCGCCCGGGAAUCAUUUUUGGUAAUUUAACCCCCAAUUCCAACCCUUGAUGCUGAGUGCCAAACAGGAAGGUAAAGGGUCCCAUUUUUAUAGUCUUUGGUAUGACUCGGCCGGGGUUUGAACUCACAACCUACCGAUCUCAGGGCGGACACUCUAAUCACUAGGCCAUUGAAGUAGAGAUGUAGUAACAAGUGUGUCCACAUCAUUGAACUUGCUACGUAAUGAUCUUAACUUAAAGAAUUAGCACUCCACUUCAAAUUAAAGAUUAAUAAUAAAUAGUAUAAUAAUUUUCAUACCUACCUUCGUUCUCUGUUUGACUAAUUUCACCAAACAUUUUCUAACAUUCCACAAUGCAAAUUAAUACAAAUAUUUAUGAUAUUUGGCUUCAUCCUGCUGGCAUCGUAUCUGCUCAAUAUUGGUAUCGACCAAUACUUAAAGGGGAACUGCACUUUUUGGGGAAUUUUGCCUAUUGUUCACAAUCAUUUUGAAAGACAUGACGACGGAUGGAUUUGUUUUAAUGCAUUCUAAAUAUUAAAUAAAUGUGAAUAAAGGUCCGCUUACAGCGGCGUCAAUGGGAGUUCCACUAUUUUGCCCAUAAAAUUCAAUAAAAAAACAUUCAGAAACCGCCAACAAUACUCUAUUUACAUUUUGUGUCUUGAAUAUUAACUAAGUAUUAGUGAUAUUGUUAUUAUAAGCGCUAACGCAGACAAACUAUUUAUAGCGGCGCCGUGAUCACUUCCUGUGUGUCGCUAUGUUUACAUCAUCGAGUGGUCUGCUGUUUCCUUGCUUCCCUGCGCCCUGUAAGUGUAUUGUAGAUUAUAAAUCAUGCAUUUCACCUGGACAUGAGACGUCUGGGUAGGUAAUCCAACAAGUUGGUACACUUUGGCAGCCAUUUAGGACCUGGGACUGGCGAGAAUGACACAAAAAGACGUUUGGUCCCUGCUGCCCCCCCCCGUUUCUUUGCGAGGAUUAUGAGUAAUUUUUCAUCUAAAUGGUUAUAUAUGAACAUCCUAUCAGUCGGCAUCCUAAUGACUGCAGACAUUGUACAGUAAGUGAUGUUUUAUAAUGUUUGUUGGCUCUCAUAAAGUCUGCAGUGAGUAAUAAUCAAUGAUGAAGACUAAAAAAAAGCAAACGUAAUGCGUUUUUUAAAUUAAUGCGCAGCGUAUGCUUAAAAUGACCCAAAUACGUAAAUAUUAAAUGUUAUUACAAAUGUCCCCGUUACUACAUUACUUAUAUACUUACAUCAUGUACAGUAUAUAAAACCUCAAUGGAGGUGUUUGGAUGUUUUAUUAGGGGCUUUUGUAGGCGGAAUUGCGCGGCUCCCAUAGGCUCCAUUGAAAGCAGAUUUUUGAUCGCAUUUAUUUAAUAUUUAGAAUGCAAAAAAAAUAACAUCCAUCGUCAUCAUACUUGCCAACCUUGAGACCUCCGAAUUCAAGAGGGGGGGGCGGGGUUUGGUGGUAGCGGGCGUGUAUAUUGUAGCCCGGAAGAGUUAGGGCUGCAAAGGAUUCUGGGUAUUUUUUCUGUUGUGUUUAUGUUGUGUUACGGUGCGGAUGUUCUCCCGAAAUGUGUUUGUCAUUCUUGUUUGGUGUGGGUUCACAGUGUGGCGCAUAUUUGUAACAGUGUUAAAGUUGUUUAUACGGUCACCCUCAGUGUGACCUGUAUGGCUGUUGAUCAAGUCACUUAUGUGUGUCUGUAGAAGCCGCAUACGCCACGCUGUCUAUAACGAGAAAAAGUGGACGCGACGACAGUUUGUAGAGGACGCUAAAGGCAGUGCCAUCAUAGCACGCCCUCAAUAUUGUUGUCCGGGUGAAAAUCGGGAGAAAUUCGGGAGAAUGGUUGCACCGGGAGAUUUUCGGGAGGGGCACUGAAAUUCGGGAGUCUCCCGGAAAAAUCGGGAGGGUUGGCAAGUAUGAUCGUCAUGUCUUUCAUAAUGAUUGUGAACACUAGGCAACAUUCCCCCCCCCCAAAAUACAGUUCCCCUUUAAGGCUCCAAUAUCGGCAACGUAUUGGGACACCCUUACUUACAAUUGCUGUCUUUCGCCCGUUGGCACAUUUGCACUUUGGCCUUUGGAGGCAAAAUGUUUGGACACCCCUGCAUUAGAAGCAUAUUUGGAUUGAAUUCUAAAUGACAUGAACAUUCAGGCGCUCAAAUUUGUAGUUACUCUCUGGCCUACGUGAUAAAAUGUAACAUUUAUCAGUGAUAGAUGUAAAUCUCUUUGUCUCUAAUGGCUCACUAAAAAGAAAUCGAGCCAGCAAUCAUUUGUUUACCUAUAAUUUUCCUCUUUUUAUGUGAAAAGUUGAGCUAUUUAGAGCAUUUUUCCGCUGCAUGCCUACGUGUUUCUAUUCUGCCAACAUUUUAUAUAAAAAUCCAGUUAUUUCUUCCUAAGCGACUGACUAAAUGUGUGUAUUGUAGCAAGGUGGUCUGCACUGGUCAGUGAGAGGAGGCUAUAUUGCACAACGUGUGUUUUUGAAGGCCAGUUGCAAACCAUUUCAAAGCUGAUGUAAUUGAGAAUACUGUAAGGCUUCAUUAUGCUACAGCCGCCCCUUCUGAUGGCGUCUUGGUCCUGUCGAACUGAAAUUUUGCAAUUCUCUGCCAUAAUGCUAGGGGCAGUGCAGAAGAUGUUUGUUUUAAAGAAGGGCGCUCUCACAGGACUAAAAAACGCUGACAAAUCACAGCUUUGCCGUUCAUAGCGCCGUUAGAUUUCUUUUGGAGGUGAACAUCAAGCUCCACCAGACUUUUGGAGCCAUGACGCUGUAGCCCAAUGAAGGCUUUAAUGAGGAGCAUUUUCACAGACUUGAUAAAGCUUUUGUAUACGCAUAUACAGUCAAAAGUUUACACACACUUGUAAAGAACAUAAUGUCAUGGCUGUGUUGAGUUUCCAAUAAUUUCUACAACUCUUAU